AUGGUGGAAGCUGCAAGAACGGUGACCUUUCCUGCUCUGCUCCUCGCCGCCGUCGUCUUGCUCUGCUCCUCGGGCGUUCUGGGAGUGGACGUUGUCGUCGAUGGAGGCGGGAGGCAGGCGGUUGCUCGGCGGAGGGUGGACGUCGGGGUGAUCCUGGACAGGAGCACGUGGCUGGGGAAGACGAGCUGGGCGUGCAUGGAGCUCGCGAUGGAGGACUUCUACGCCGCCAGGGAGCACGCCCACUACCGCACCAGGCUCAGGCUCCACCUCCGGGACACCGGCCCCGGCGCCGUCGACGCCGCCUCCGCAGGUGUUGAUCUACUGAAAAAUGUCCAUGUGCAAGCAAUCGUUGGGCCACAGAGAUCAACCCAGGCCAAAUUUCUUGCGGAGCUUGGGAACAAAUUGUCGGUUCCGGUUAUUUCAUUCUCUGCAAAUAGCCCAUGUGGAUCGCCCAGCCAAACUCCAUAUUUCAUCAGGACGGCAUGGAAUGACUCCUCACAGGCAGAUGCUAUUGCAUCGUUUGUUCAAAGAUUCAAUUGGAGAGACGUCAUUCCUAUCGUCGAAGAUGAUGAUUCCAACACCAGAUUCAUUCCAGACCUUGUUGAUGCCCUAAGACAAGCUGAAAUUCGUGUUUCCCACAGGUACAAGAUACACCCUUUAGCUGGACCUGACGACAUAAAGAAAGUCAUCUCAAACUUAAAACUCAAAUGGACAAGCAUAUUUGUCAUCCGGAUGUCAUAUGAGCUCGCUCUUAGUUUCUUCCAGCAUGCCAAGGAUGAAGGGAUGAUGGGCGAGGGCUUUGUAUGGAUUGCAGCUUACGGCCUAACAGACAUAUUUGAUUUACUUGGUUCUCCUGCAUUUGAUGUGAUGCAAGGAGUUAUUGGGAUGAAGCCUUAUGUUAAUGAUACUAAAAAACUUCAAAACUUUAGAGAGAGGUGGCGCAAGAAGUAUCAAUCAGAAAAUCCAGGUACCUUACUGAGUGAGCCCACAAUAUCUGGUCUCUAUGCAUAUGACACUGUGUGGGCAUUAGCAUUAGCAGCAGAGAAGGCUGGAUAUGUUAACUCAGACUUUCUUCUGUCUAAGAAAAAUGGGUCCACUGAUUUUGACAGGAUCAACACUUCCAAGGCUGCUAAAAAACUCAAGAGCACACUCAUAAAUAUUGAUUUCUUAGGCAUGAGUGGGAGAUUUCACAUUCAAGACAUGCACUUGCUAUCGAUGACUUACGAGAUAAUAAAUAUAGUUGGCAAGGAGAAAAGGGUGGUUGCUUAUUGGACACCAGGACUUAACAUUUCCAGAAGUCUAAAUACGAAAGUUAGUAUUGAUACCGUCAGAUGGCCAGGAGGGGGUACAACUGCACCUAGGGGUUGGCUAUUACCAAUAAAUAAAACACUCAAAAUCGGUGUGCCUGCGAAACCUGGGUUUUCUGAGUUUAUAAAACAUGAAAAUGGCACUUUUAAAGGGUUCAGCAUUGAUGUAUUCAACGAAGUUACCAAUGCAUUACCCUACAAAAUACUCUAUCGCUUUGAGCAGUUUGGAAAUGGUAAAGGGGAGAGUAAUGGAUCUUACGACACACUUAUCUACAAAGUUUAUCUUAAGGAAUUUGAUGCAGUGGUUGGUGAUAUUACAAUCUUGGCCAACCGUUCUUUAUAUGUGGACUUCACUCUUCCUUAUACUGAGUCGGGAGUGCGUAUGCUAGUUCCAGUCCAGGAUCGGCGACAGAAGACUGCAUGGACGUUCCUGAAGCCAUUAACAGCUGACUUAUGGUUUGGAACUGGGGCCUUCUUUGUCUUCACAGGUUUUGUAGUUUGGUUUAUUGAACACAGAACGAAUGAAGAAUUCAGAGGACCACCAGCCAGUCAAAUUGGAUCUCUCUUCUACUUUGCCUUCUCCACACUUGUUUUUGCUCAUCGGGAGAGGAUUGUGAACAAUUUAUCAAGACUUGUGCUAGUUAUUUGGCUUUUCGUGGUGCUGAUAUUGCAGCAGAGUUAUACUGCAAGCUUGAGUUCAAUUCUCACAGUGGAACAACUUCAGCCAACAGUCACCAAUUUAGACGAAGUCAUCAGGAAAGGGGGCUAUGUUGGCUACCUCAAUGAUUCCUUCAUGCCUGGCCUUUUGGAAAGGUUGAAAAUUGACAAAUCAAAAUUGAUUGCCCUUGACUCUCCUGUCGAGUACAACGAGGCUCUAUCAACUGGUAGAGUUGAUGUUGUUGUUGAUGAGAUACCAUACCUUAAAGUGUUCCUUUCAAAGUAUUGCCACAACUAUACUAUGGUUGGGCCAACUUACAAGUUCGAUGGAUUUGGUUUUGCAUUCCCUCGUGGCUCUCCACUCACUGCUGAGAUUUCAAGAGGAAUAUUGAACUUCACAUCAAGCAACAGAAUGGCCCAACUAGAGAAAGAUUUGUACAGCAAUAGAACAUGUCCUGACAAGAGCGACUCCCAAACUUCAAGUAGCCUUACAGUACGCAGCUUUCUUGGGCUAUUCAUCAUCACUGGAGCAUCUUCAUUACUGGCACUGAUCCUACAUGUUGCCCUAACCCUUUAUCAUCAUCGACAUGACUUGAGCAGCGACAGCGGUCAGAGUUCAUGGUGUGGAUGGUUCGCCAUUCUCAUCAAGAUAUUCCAUGAGCGUGAAAGACCUAAUGCUCCACAAAAUGCUGAUGAGCCGACAAUAACAAAUGCUAACAGUGCAGCUGAGACUCCAUUCAGCACACCUAAUCACACUGUCCAAAACGUUGAUUCAGACAGUGAUAUAGAGAGCUUACAAGAAGGAGAAGGAACACCAGGUAGGGAAGAAUUUGUUCAGGGCCCUGAUCCACCAUCUUUUUCAUACAUGCAUUCUGAGAGGCGGGCAAUGGACUAGUUUCUCCAUCUCCUGCAAGCUCAGCGACAAGAACACAACUAACAACUGAUCAUUGAUUCACUGAUUAUUGAUCCAUUUGAUUCUCAAUGUAUCUCUUGCUUCCAGUUUCAUCUGAAAUUACUACUUACCUCCGUUUCUUAUUGUAAGUCUUUUUAGUCUUGCCUAAAUUUAUUUAUGGAUGAAUGUAUAUAAUUUAUAUAUGUGUAUAGAUUCAUUAGCAUCCAAAUGAAUCUAGACAAUGCUAGAAAGACUUUCAUUACGAAACAGAGGGAUUAGUACCAACCUGUACCUAUGAUUUGUUUUCACAAAUUAGGUCGGCAAUGCCAGGCCAGUAUUGGCAUUGUGUGUGUAACUCAGUUCACAGUUGCUGCUAAUUAAAUGA
Messenger RNA from Oryza brachyantha (malo sina), 3241 nucleotides. Its product is annotated as glutamate receptor 2.9-like. NCBI's taxonomy places the organism in Eukaryota, Viridiplantae, Streptophyta, Magnoliopsida, Poales, Poaceae. The transcript has 4 exons. Gene Ontology annotation, molecular function: glutamate-gated receptor activity. The coding region runs from base 1 to 2859 and encodes 952 amino acids. Gene Ontology annotation, cellular component: plasma membrane. The record is from RefSeq and is a predicted model, not a curated record.